AUGGCGACAACGGCCGCGAUCCCACCUCUUGGGGCACAAAACCCAAACCUGAAAGCACCAGCGACUACCUCGAGUUCUGCGGCCGAACCAGCUGCUGCAAUCAAGCCGCAGCUACAACCUCGGUCAAACACGUCGCGGUCGUCACCCCGACGCCCGAUACGGCCAGCCUCCUCGGACUAUUUGUCGGACAAAGCUACAACGGCCUUCAUUCGUCGAACGCUAUGCGCCCAACACCUAGCUGAUAGGGGGAGGAACUCCCCGGCACCAAUCGAAGAGCUGCUUCCUCCUUUGACCAGUCGAAACGACGUGGAUCUACAGCUCUACGCCCUCAUAUCAGUCAUUCUGAAGGAGUUCGUCCAGAAAUGGUACAACAAUAUCACAGCCGACGAGUCGUUCGUCGCCGAGAUUGUACAAAUCAUUGCACAUUGUACUAGAGCACUCGAAGAAAGGCUGAGGCAUGUUGACCUCGAAAGUCUGUUGUUUGAUGAGCUGCCUGAACUGAUUGACGCACACAUAACAGCAUAUCGCACUGCCCAGACUUCGGCAGCCAGACCGCCUAUUAAGUCGGAUCAUCGCACAAUUUACCACUCGUUAUGCCCCUUGCCAGCUCUGUCUCCAAUACCCAAGUCAGGUGAUGCCAGCAGCAUACAAGCACAGGCUGACAAUGAAACCGCGUAUCGCCAGUUGCUGGUUCAUGGAAUCCUGGUGUUGUUGCUUCCGACAGAAGACCUUGAGAAUGAGUGCUUGACGUCACUGGUUAGCCAGAUUUUCUCCGAACUCAUCAUUGGCAAUCUAGUUGCCAACAAACUAUCUGAACCAUGGCUGUUGCUGGAGAUAUUUAUUAUGCUUACACGUCUAACAAAAGGGUCGUCUGAGCCAACAGAUCAAACCGCACCUGUUGAUGCCGCUGAAUUGGACAAUUGCCAACCAAUAUCCUCCAAAAAUCCACAACUAGCUACUAACAGGAGCCCAUCAUUUCAGUCAUUGUUCUGGUCUUCAGUCCAAUGGUGCUUCCUCUUGGUCAACGCCAUCCGUGUCUUGAUCAACACCUUGGUUCUGUCACGCUCUCUCCCCCCUCGAACUACAAUCCUGUUCGUUCAAAAGCCUCAUGCGACUAGUCACCUCGGGAGCGAAAAAUCCCAUCAGCCACUCGCAGCCUUCGAGUCCCAGUCCGUACCAGUGAGAGUUCCAAUCGUUGAUUUCAAGAUUUGGUCAUCCACCGCCAACUUGCUCGAAAUGGACUCCCGCAUGCCUUGGCUUGGCGGAGCAUUGUCAAUGCUACAAUGGAUUACGACGAGAGGCCCAGGAAGGAUCGCAGGAUAUGAUGGAAUCAUCGACAGGUAG
Messenger RNA from Truncatella angustata, 1344 nucleotides. RefSeq names its product PXA domain-containing protein. The coding region runs from base 1 to 1344 and encodes 447 amino acids. The record is from RefSeq and is a predicted model, not a curated record. Gene Ontology annotation, molecular function: phosphatidylinositol binding. Gene Ontology annotation, biological process: endosome to lysosome transport; early endosome to late endosome transport; protein targeting to lysosome. The transcript has 2 exons. NCBI's taxonomy places the organism in Eukaryota, Fungi, Ascomycota, Sordariomycetes, Amphisphaeriales, Sporocadaceae. Gene Ontology annotation, cellular component: extrinsic component of endosome membrane; late endosome; early endosome.